This is a messenger RNA of Aspergillus fischeri NRRL 181, 534 nucleotides long. Its product is annotated as U6 snRNA-associated Sm-like protein LSm1. Gene Ontology annotation, cellular component: P-body; Lsm1-7-Pat1 complex. Bases 1 to 534 code for a protein of 177 amino acids. The transcript is spliced from 4 exons. The record is from RefSeq and is a predicted model, not a curated record. Gene Ontology annotation, biological process: deadenylation-dependent decapping of nuclear-transcribed mRNA. Lineage: Eukaryota; Fungi; Ascomycota; Eurotiomycetes; Eurotiales; Aspergillaceae. Gene Ontology annotation, molecular function: RNA cap binding.
AUGGAGAGACUCUCUUUGAACGAUCCUCCCGCAGGCGCUCAGCGUGGGAAUACACCGCAGUCAUUCUCUCAGCAGAAUAACAUGCUGGGACCCUCUGCACCGAUGACACAGGGACCCCCACAAUUACCCCCGCAGAUGUUCACUACAGCCGCUCAGUUGCUGGACUUGACAGAUAAGAAAUUGGUUUUAGUGCUGCGAGAUGGGAGAAAACUGAUCGGCGUGCUCAGAAGUUGGGAUCAAUUCGCGAACCUUGUCCUCCAAGAUACCAUUGAACGACUUUAUGCCGGAAAUCUCUACGCCGAUAUUCCGCGAGGCAUUUUCCUUGUCCGGGGAGAGAACGUGUUGCUUCUGGGUGAAAUUGACCUCGACAAGGAAGACGAUAUUCCCCCUCAUCUCCAGAAAGCGCCCUUCCAAGAAGUGUUUGAAUUAAAGAAGAAGGAGGACAGCAAGCGGAAGAUCACGGACAAGAAGAGUCAUAACAGACUCCAAAGUCUCGGUUUCGAACCCGAGCACAGCGGGGAGAUCCUAUUUUAG